AUGCAAGAUCGUGUCGAGGGGAAUGGGCCAGCUCAGUCUCCACGCAGUUCUAUUGUCACCCCAAUGCUUCAAGAUACCUUGGCUCGUAUAUUAGGACUCCUAGAGGGGAUGGCUCAGCCAGGAGCUUUGCCUGUCACUUUUGAUGGUUCACAGACCCGUGUUGGAGGUCAGACUCCAGAUCCAAUAGUUGCUUUAGAUUCUCAGACUCCCAGGCCUCAGCCAGCUGCUGUUGUAGCUCCUCGUUUGGAUAGUAUGGAAUUUCCAGAUAUUGCAUCACAUUUGGCGAACAGACCUUCUAUGACCAUUGAUGAGCAAAAGAUGUUUGUGAGGUUCAGACUAAUGAAUCCUCCUACUUAUACUGGUGACUUAACUGAGGAUGCAUAUGAAUUUAUAGUUGUUCCACGCAGUGAGAGGGAGUGCAAGAGGACCGAGUUUGAGGGUUUGCAGCAAGGUGGUAUGUCAGUUGCAGAGUAUAAGGGUAAAUUUCAUGCCUUGGCUAGGCAUGCUUCGAUGAUACUUCCCACAGAGGCUGAGAGAGUGAGGAGGUUUGUUAAGGGGCUGAUUAUUCCGAUUCUUCUAGGAGUUUCUCAGGUUGCUGCUUCUGGUGUUCCAUUCCAGAAAGUGGUGGAUGCUGCUAAGGAGUUGGAGAUGAUUCGACGUGAGGGAUUUGAGCAGCGUGAGGGCAAGAGGACCCGUUAUUCAAGUGAUUUUGGUGGUGCUCCGCCUAAGAUCCAUACUUCACAGGGUUCAUCUUCUAGGCCUAUAGUUCGUGGAGGGCAUUAUGGUCAGUCAGGUUCCUCUCAUCAGCCUGCGUCUCGUAGGGGCUGUUUUGAGUGUGGUGAUAUGGGACACUUUGUGAGAGACUGCCCUAGGACCAGACGUGGUGGCUUGCGUCAGGGUUCUCAGGCUUCGACUUCCAGGGAUGCACAACCUCCAGCUAGGGGUGGUGCACAGAAUGGUAGAGGCGGUUCUCAUUCGGGUAGAGGUGGUUCUCUUUCUGGUCGAGGUGGUGGUCGUGGAGGUUCACAAUUUGAGGGAGGUCGUUCUCACUGUUAUGCUUUUCCGGGUAGGCCAAAGGUUGAGGCUUCAGAUGUUGUUAUCACAGGUAUUAUUCCGGUUUGUCAUCGACAAGCUACUGUAUUAUUUGAUCCAGGCUCUACUUAUUUUUAUGUGUCCACAUAUUUUGCUCCUAGUCUAGAUAUAUUAUGUGAGUCUCUUGAUUUGUCGAUACGUGUUUCUACUCCUGUCGCGGAUUCUGUAGUUGUAGAUCGGGUGUAUCGAUUAUGUACUAUUACCUUGAUGGGGUAUGACACUCAUGCAGAUUUAAAGGUCUUAGAUAUGAUAGAUUUUGAUGUGAUUCUCGGUAUGGAUUGGUUAUCUUCUUACCACGCAAUUUUAAAUUGCCAUGCCAAGGCAAUCACUUUAGCUAUGCCUGGAAUUCCUAUAGUAGAGUGGAGAGGUUCUCUUAGUCACCCUCCUAAGGGUGUGAUAUCAUUUCUUAAGGCUCAUCAGUUGGUACAGAGAGGAUGUUUGGCUUACUUGGCACACAUUCGAGAUACUAGUAUUGAGACUCCUAUGCUUGAGUCUAUUCCAGUAGUGAGUGAAUCUUCAGAGGUAUUCCCAAUCAAUUUUCCAGGUCUUCCACCAAAUCAUGAUAUUGAUAUUUGUAUUGAUAUGGAGCCAGGCACUCAACCUAUUUUCAUUCCUCCUUAUCGUAUGGCACCGGCUGAAUUGAAAGAGUUGAAGCACCAGUUGCAAGAUUUGUUGAGCAAGGGUUUUAUUAGACCGAGUUUGCAAGGUGCUUCAGUUUUCUCCAAGAUUCAUUUGAGAUCUGGCUAUCACCAGCUGAAGGUUAGGGUGGAGGAUAUCCCUAAGAUAUCUUUUCGAACACGUUAUGGCCAUUACGAGUUUUUGGUGAUAUCUUUUGGAUUGACUAAUGCCCCUGCAGCUUUUAUGGACUUGAUGAAUGGAGUUUUCAGACCGUAUUUGGAUUCCUUUGUUAUUGUCUUCAUAGACGAUAUAUUGAUAUACUCACGCACUAAGGAGGAACAUGAAUAUCAUUUGAGGAUCGUUCUUGGGAUUCUAAAGGAGAAGAAGCUUUAUGCAAAGUUUUCAAAGUGUUAUUAUCAACGAUUUGUUGAGGGUUUCUCAUCCAUUUCAUCUCCAUUAACUAGAUUGACACAAAAGGAGGUGAUUUUUCAAUUGUCUGACGAAUGUGAGGUUAGUUUCCAAAAGCUCAAGACUUUAUUAACUACUGCUCCAAUUUUGACCCUACCCGUGGAGGGAGAGGGUUUUGUUGUUUAUUGUGAUACUUCUCGGAUUGGUCUUGGUUGUAUAUUAAUGCAGAAGGGAAAAGUGAUAGAUUAUGCUUCGAGACAGUUGAAGGUUCAUGAGAAGAACUAUCCUAUUCAUGAUUUAAAGUUGGCGACUGUUGUGUUUGCAUUGAAAAUUUGGAGGCAUUAUCUUUAUGGUGUGCAUUGUGAGGUGUUCACAGAUCAUCGUAGCCUCCAAUAUAUAUUCAAUCAGAGGGAUCUGAAUUUGAGGCAGCGGAGAUGGUUGGAGUUGCUCAAGGACUACGACAUGACUAUUCUUUAUCAUCCAGGCAAUGCAAAUGUUGUAGUAGAUGCCUUGAGUCGAAAGGGGGUAAGUAUGGGUAGUCUAGCCAUGUUACAGGUUGACAAGAGUCCUUUAGCUAGGGAUGCCCAAUCCUUGGCCAAUAGCAUUGUGAGACUUAAUAUUUUAGAACCAGGUAAGGUGUUGGCUUAUAUGGAGGCUAGGUCAUCCUUAUUGGAACAGAUUCGGGCUCAACAGUUUGAUGAUGGUGAUUUAUGUAAGAUUAGAGACAAGGUGUUAAAAGGAGAAGCCAAGGCUGCAAUUCUUGAUAGUGAGGGAGUUUUGAGGAUUAAAGGUCGUAUCUGUGUUCCUCGGACAGGUGAUUUGAGUAGAUUGAUCAUGGAGGAGCAAGUGAAGUAUGAACACCAAAAGCCUGGAGUACCUGAGUGGAAGUGGGAGCGCAUUGCUAUGGACUUUGUGGUAGGGUUGUCACGUACCUUGGGUAAGUUUGAUGCUAUAUGGAUCAUCGUGGAUCGACUAACUAAGUCUGCACACUUUGUACCAGUUCAGACUACCUAUAACUCAGAGAAGUUAGCCAAGAUCUAUAUUCGAGAGAUAGUUCGUUUGCAUGGGGUUCCUAUAUCUAUUAUUUUAGAUCGUGGAACCCAAUUUUCAUCUCAUUUCUUGCGUUCUAUGCAGAAGGAGUUGGGCACUCGAGUGGAUCUUAGUACAGCCUUUCACCCUCAGACUGAUGGUCAGUCUGAGUGGACUAUUCAGGUUCUUGUGGACAUGUUGCGGACAUGUGUAAUUGACUUUGGUGGUCACUGGGAUCAGUUUUGCCAUUAG
Messenger RNA from Solanum pennellii, 3399 nucleotides. RefSeq lists its product as uncharacterized. Gene Ontology annotation, biological process: DNA integration. Lineage: Eukaryota; Viridiplantae; Streptophyta; Magnoliopsida; Solanales; Solanaceae. The record is from RefSeq and is a predicted model, not a curated record. Bases 1 to 3399 code for a protein of 1132 amino acids. The transcript is spliced from 6 exons. Gene Ontology annotation, molecular function: zinc ion binding; nucleic acid binding.